GCCUCCGCCCGUGGAACAGCACCGUCAAAAAAGUUUCCACGGAACACUGCAGUGAGGAACAAGACCGGCUCGCGCGUUCUGCCCAUCACGAAUUCAUCAAUCAUAUCAGCUAUGGCAAACGUCACCGUCAUGAGUCCCGUGAGCACAGCGGCAGCGACCGAUCCGGUGACGUCUACGAUAAGCUUCACGCGUUCGAAUUAUACGUCAGCCGAGGUCAUGGAGAAAUUAUCACAGAAAAUCAACACCCGUGCAAUCGAUGAAAUCCCGUUGAUCUGCCUUCUGGUCGCGUACUCGGUGCUGAUAACGACUGGCGCAGCCGGGAACGGACUCGUGUGUAUCGCCGUUGCCCGUAAACCCGCCAUGCGCACCGCCCGGAAUUUCUAUAUCAUCAAUUUGGCGAUAAGUGAUCUCAUACUGUGUUUGUUCACGAUGCCGUUUUCCCUGUUGGAAAUUGUUUUGAAGUAUUGGCCGCUUGGGAUGCUGACGUGCAAAUUAGUCGCCGGACUCGAAGCCACAAGUAUUUUCGUCUCGACCAUCUCAAUCAUAGCGAUCGCGGUCGACCGCUACAAAGUGAUAGUGUAUCCCACGAGAGGACAGUUCAAUCCCGUGAAGGGUUUCCUGAUGGUCGGAGCCAUAUGGUUGGUCGCCCUUCUCCUGGCGAUGCCAUUGUUCCUCUACAAAGUUAUGGUGCGUCACGAGAACCCACACAAGGGGUUAUUGCUCCAAUACGGUUUUCGGAUAUCAGAUCUCGACUUCUGCGUCGAGCGAUGGCCUGUCGAAAGUGGAGGGUUUUACUAUUCCCUGUUCACGAUGGUCUUCCAAUACAUGCUGCCCAUCCUCAUAGUAUCGGUGGCAUACCUUUCAAUCUAUCGUAAACUACGGGAUCGGAUAGCGGCAAAAGGAUCUCAACUCGAAGAAAAGUUGCUCCGAGAGCGGCGGCGAGUUCAACGCACCAAUAAACUACUGAUUUCGAUAACAGUGAUCUUCAUCCUGAGUUGGUUACCGCUAAACGUGCUAAACGCCUAUGUGGACUACAUGGGUAGCGAGAUGGACAACUCUUUCAGGAUUCUCUUUGCCUGCUGUCACAUGUGCGGGAUGAGCUCUGCGUGUUCGAACCCUUUCCUGUACGGGUACCUCAAUGAUAAUUUCCGCAAGGAGUUCAGCGAGAUCCGCGCCGCAUGUUUCGGGGGAAGAGAGAAUCGCUCCGUUUCGAGGCAGAGCACUCUGGAAGAUUCGCGAAUGCCGUCCACUCGACCAACCGUGAACACGAUCGAGAUCCAUUGA
Galendromus occidentalis (western predatory mite) is the source of this 1284-nucleotide messenger RNA. RefSeq names its product neuropeptide F receptor. Gene Ontology annotation, molecular function: neuropeptide Y receptor activity. The transcript has 4 exons. The record is from RefSeq and is a predicted model, not a curated record. Gene Ontology annotation, biological process: G protein-coupled receptor signaling pathway. NCBI's taxonomy places the organism in Eukaryota, Metazoa, Arthropoda, Arachnida, Mesostigmata, Phytoseiidae. The coding region runs from base 112 to 1284 and encodes 390 amino acids. Gene Ontology annotation, cellular component: membrane.